ACUUGAGCUGUCCUGGUCAAAAUUAAAUAUUACCGAGCUUUAUACCUUUUUACGUUUCUCCAUUUCGUUCAGCUGUUUAUCAGUCGUAGCGUUUUAAGUUUAAGGGUGCAGGAGUCGAGCUAGCAAGCUAACAUUAGCCCAGAGAUGCUAAAAACAAACGCGUCACAGUUACUCGAUACAUUUGUUUAUCUUCACACGAUCAGCUCAUCAGCUUAUUUUAUGUAACGUUAAAGACGCAGUAAUAAAAAGGAAAACAUAUGUAUUUUUCCGCAGUUUUUAUUUGUUUUGGUUGGUAGUCUUUUAAAUGUGUAGAAUUCUGCUUCUGUUCUGGUUCUGUUGCCCUUUGCACGACUUAUUUUUAACAACAACGAGUGUUUAUGUUGAAUGCAUAUGAAUGCUUUUAAUAGGAUAUUAGUUGUAAAAUGCUUUUACAGUAAUUGACAAUAUACUGUACAUGACACGGGCUUUAACAAAGAUGUACAAAUGUACAUCUUAUACAAAUAUUGUAAAUGUUAAAAAUUGUAUAUGUAAAAAAAUAUUCAUGUUAUGGCAAAGAUGCAAUUUUAGCAGUCAUUAUUAAUCUAGUCUUGAGUCUCACAUGAUCCUUCAGAAAUCAUUUUAUAUAGUUAUUAAACAUGUCCCCUUUUCCUCUACGGCUUUAAAGCUUUAAAAUGUCUUGUUUACUUCUUGUUGGGAUGAAUAAUCUCUACAUUUAUGCCAAGACUAGUCGUUUCUUUUGUGUUCAUUUUGAUACAUUUACAUAUUCGAUGAGGACAAUAACCCACAUUUACUUUUGUUUGUGGACAAACUAAUGUGUUUUUCAUUCUCCUUGCCAAUGCUAAAAAUGGAAAAGAAAAGGAUGGCAGAAACCGUUGAUGGUAAAAAAGAGGAUGCCGACUACAAAAGAGUGCAAAGCUUUCCGCUCAUCCGGCACACAGAUAUGCCAGAGGAGAUGCGCGUGGAGACUAUGGAGCUUUGCGUCACAGCCUGCGAAAAAUUUGCCUCCAACAAUGAGAGUGCUGCCAAGAUGAUCAAGGAGUCCAUGGAUAAGAAGUUUGGCAGUUCUUGGCAUGUGGUGAUCGGUGAGGGGUUUGGGUUCGAGGUGAGCCAUGAAGUCAAGAACCUGCUCUACAUGUUCUUUGGGGGAAGUCUGGCCGUGUGCGUUUGGAAAUGCUCCUGAUGCUGUUUCCUGCCACACAAUAGCCACUGUGAGAUAUUUAUACCCACGGAUCUGUCCUAACUAUGCAGCCCUAUUCGACUUGAGAUGCGCGUGUGUUUGUUUGUGAAAUUGGAGCAGGAAAAAAGGAGACUGUUUCUUGUGCACUUCUCCAGAGCACUCUUUUCCUGUCUUAUGUUUUAAAGGCUUACAUUUUAAGCCAUAAGCACAGAAUUUAAGGAGUUUGGUUAACUUUUCUGAAUAUUUUUAUUGAACCUAUGGAGUUUAUUGCAACUGACUGCUGGACCUAAUUAAGGGAAUGUUUUAUUUCUUUCCUCUUCCUGUGAUAUUUACUUUUAACACAAUGGUCUUAUUGUGUGCAAUUCACUAUAGCAUGUUAUUCCAAAGAAAAUGUUUGCCUCUGUAAUCUUUCAUCUAAAUGUAUUUACUUGCCCAUACCUACUCUUAUUUAUGGUAAUUAUUUUGGAAUCCAUCUUAUUUUCAAAUUCCUCCCUAUUAAUCAUCCAUCACCAUUCUUUAAAAAUAUACAAUGGAUGAAUGAAUUCUGGUAUUCUACACCCACUUUAAUGGCCAGUCAGGUCCAAGUGGAUGAAAGUGCAGUCCUACCCACUUUUUUAACUAAUUAGUUUUUUUUAAAUUCAGAAAUUAACUGUAUUUUUGUUUCACAGUAGAAUUUACAUGGUGUACAUUAUUCACAAAAAAAAAAAAAACUAUUCGCUUUUUAAUCCAUGAUCUUGCUCUUCAUUGGAGAUUGAGAGAGCUUUGCUUUUCUAUUGACUUCACAUGUGUGCUGUUGAAUGAUGUUUGCUAAUAG
Messenger RNA from Carassius carassius (crucian carp), 1991 nucleotides. Its product is annotated as dynein axonemal light chain 4. NCBI's taxonomy places the organism in Eukaryota, Metazoa, Chordata, Actinopteri, Cypriniformes, Cyprinidae. The transcript has 4 exons. The record is from RefSeq and is a predicted model, not a curated record. Bases 812 to 1180 code for a protein of 122 amino acids. Gene Ontology annotation, molecular function: dynein light intermediate chain binding; dynein intermediate chain binding. Gene Ontology annotation, cellular component: dynein complex. Gene Ontology annotation, biological process: microtubule-based process.